Linum trigynum is the source of this 5158-nucleotide messenger RNA. NCBI's taxonomy places the organism in Eukaryota, Viridiplantae, Streptophyta, Magnoliopsida, Malpighiales, Linaceae. The record is from the annotation of a GenBank genome assembly.
CUGAAUUUUUUUGAUUGACGACAAAUAACAAUAUGGUUGGCAGCAAAUAGCAUGCCUCUUCAGAUUGGUGCACUUAUGCAUAACCAUGAGUCAUGCAUCUACUAUCCCUAUGUUUGGCCCGGCUUUUAGAAGUGCUUUUCGGGUUCAAAAGCUGAAGCAGGGCCAAACACCUGUAAAAGCUCGGCUUUUGAAAAGUCGAAAAGCGCUUUGUAUAACGUAAAAGCAGAAGCUCCGAUUUGGAGCUUCUGCGAAAAGCUGUUUUGAAAAUACAAGAUUAUCCUUACCAUAUUUUAAUUUUAUUUCAGAAAAUAUAAUUUUCCUUUAUUUAUAUCAUUUUAAAAAUAAAAUAAAUUAUAAAAUCAUAUUAUUUAAUAUAAAAUAAAUCUAACAAGAUCCAUUUUGUCUACUUUUUAUUGUUUAGAAUUUUUAUUCAUAUUUUAUAUUAUAAGUCCUUUAUAGUCAUUUUACACAACCUCUUAUAUUAAAAAAAAAACUUCUAAUAGUUUUACAGCCAAACACUCAACUGCUUUUUCUUAAAAGUACUUAUCUAAAAACUACAAUCAGAAGCUGCUUCUGAAAAACUACAGCAGAGCCAACUAAGCUUAUAAACCAAGGAAUUUGAAACUCCCCCUCAGUGCUCCUCCCGGCCAGAAUCUGUGGCCAAGAUUAUCCUGCCAAUGAAGGGCUUCUGAUAUGAUUAUACAGUGGUUAUAUACAUAUUGAUAUGUUAUGCACUUAUUUUGCUCCCUAAUAUGGGGAUUAGAAAAUUGCUACCUAAUUUCUUGAAUCUCGAGUCUGCUGUUUAAAUUUCAUGAAUUAAUAAUUAAGCACGAUGACUUAUCAAAGAUCAAAUUGUAUAUUGUGAUUCGUCCAGCUAAGAAGAAUUAUAGUGAAGUGGAGAGAGGGCGGUCUGCUGAUCGACCACCACUUACCCACUUACUUCCAUUUGUUUGGUAAGUGCCCCAAGCUCGAAGCCAUUUAUGCGGCAAUUCGUUCUGCUACCCUUUGGGAUAGGGUAUAUCUUGAACAAAAACUUUACCGCCAUUGGCUAUCUUUAACUUUAACUUUUCAUCCAUUCAGGAUAUGGUAACUUUUUUAAAUCACGUCUUGAUAGUGUUGGUUUAGGAUGAUUAUCCAUUUCACAACAUUGUCGAUAUGACAUGAAAAUGGACAAUAACUGAACAAUAAUGCGGGUUUUUUUUUUCUUGUGUUUUAUGCACAAGAAUAUUUUCACGCAUAUAUUUGUUUAUGAGAGUGAUAUAACAUUCUUAAGAAUCUUCUCCCAACAACUCGAAUUAUUAGAAUUAACAGGUUCUUGACAAUUUGGACAUCUUGCAUUCAGUGGCGGAUACAUGCAUGUUUAAAAUUUGGAAACACAAUUAUUCAACCUCCGAUAGUAGUUUGCGUAUAUGCAAAAAAAAUUAUUUAUGUGGUAGUGGGACACCAUGGAAAAAUGAUUAUCCAACCUCCUGUAGUAGUUUGCAUAUUGGUACAAAUAAUAUUUAAGUAGUAGUCUAUGUGAGUUAAACUUGGGACAAUAACAUUAUUAGUAAACCUAUUUUCAAUUACACUCAACCAGUGGCGGAGGGAGAGGGUAACAGGGUGGGUCCCAGGACCCACCCUGGUUCGGGGGAAAAUGGUUAAAUUAGGUACUAUAGUUAAUUGAUAUCGAAAACUAGGUCGCGUUUAAUUGAGAAUAGUUGGUCGAAAAGUUUUGUAUUUGAAUCUUGGCGACCUCAUUUCUUAAGCAUACGGUAUACAGAUUUGUGCAAACAUGAAUUUUAUAUAAGUUAACUUUCUUAUAAGGGAGCAUGGUAGUAAAUGGUAUAAUAUAUUAUUGAAUCUUCCAACAACUCGAUCUAUUGAUACUAAAUAUUUUUUUAAGAAUAGCAUUCGAAAGCGAACGUCUAGGUAAAUCAUGAAUUAUUGAUUGGUAUAAGAUUUAUUAUUAAACCUCUAUCAACAACUCGAGGUAUUGAUACUAACGGUUCUUAACAAAGAACACCAUUUGAAACACUACAGCUAACUAAAUCAAUGAUUGUUUGGUAUAUAUGCAGGGUGAUAUUCUUGAUAUUUUCGACUGCUAAUUCAUUUUAAUUUAUCAAAAUUUUUCAACGGAAGAUUAUAUUAAAAAACUAUUUUAUCAUAUUUAUUUUUUUCGAGGUGGAUCCACCUUAAACAGAAUCCUGGCUACGCCACUGCACUCAACUCAUUUGUUAUUGUGUUUUAGAUCCAAAUAUAAUAGUAAAAAUGUUAUUCUUAUCCCGUAUUAUUUUCAAAAUUUAACGAUUGAACCCAAUUAUCGGAUACCCUUGUCUAAUAGGAUAUGUCGUGAGAUAUUUGUUGAGCAGUCUAGACACCAAAUGUAGUUUACCAUUUUACUAAACACGUAUAAACUUUUAAUGUAACUUUUAUUGGUCAUAUAUUUUUAUAUUUAAUAUUUAUUUAAUUUAAUUCUAAUACCAAUACGUGAUAUGCAACAAAAGGUGAUCUUAGGGACACCUUUUCUAAAUCUUCUAAAACCUUUUACCGUCACCGACCAAGGAAUUAACACCGUUGUGUUAGGAAACAAUGUUGAAUUCUCAUUUCUCCAAAAACCAAAAGUUCGAAACCUAAAUGUUUUACGACGUUCUUCUAUAAAAUAUAUACACCAUAUAAUUCGUUGUAAAACUAAUCAAAUAUCUUAUUUGCAUGAUGAGAUACAUUUUCAGGGAAUCUUACAACAGCUUUCUCCAAUUCUCAUCCUUCCUGAAUUCCCCCAAUUCUCUUUGCGCGAUUUCUCUUUCUACCCUCCCAAAGCUGCAUCCAAUGGAAGACGACUUCGACCUCCCCACUGCCGGCGACGACCUGAUGAACGAAGACCUCGAUCUCGGCGAUGACGCUCCCGCUCUCAAAGUCGGCGAGGAGAAAGAGAUCGGAAGUCAAGGCUUGAAAAAGAAGCUCGUAAAGGCAGGUGAAGGCUGGGACACUCCCGAUAAUGGCGAUGAGGUCGAAGUUCACUACACGGGGACAUUGCUGGACGGGACCAAGUUCGAUUCUAGUCGGGAUAGAGGGACGCCUUUCAAAUUUACCCUUGGUCAAGGACAAGUAAUUAAAGGAUGGGACGUGGGGAUCAAGACGAUGAAGAAAGGAGAAAAUGCAGUUUUCACAAUUCCUGCCGAUCUGGCUUAUGGUGCUUCAGGCUCCCCACCGACUAUUCCCCCAAAUGCCACCCUUCAAUUUGAUGUUGAAUUGCUCUCUUGGAGUAGCGUCAAGGACAUCUGCAAGGACGGUGGAAUAUUCAAGAAGAUCGUUGUUGAAGGAGAGAAAUGGGAAAACCCCAAGGACCUGGACGAAGUGUUUGUGAAAUAUGAAGUUCAGCUCGAGAAUGGUACUUUUGUUGCCAAGUCUGAUGGAGUAGAGUUUACUGUCCAGGAAGGUCACUUCUGUCCUGCUCUGGCAAAGGCUGUGAAGACGAUGAAAAAGGGAGAGAAAGUUGUUCUUACCGUGAAACCGCAAUAUGGAUUUGGAGAAAGUGGGAAGUCGGCAACUGCUGAUGGAGGUGCUGUUCCCCCUAAUGCGACGUUGCAGAUAACCCUUGAGCUGGUUUCAUGUAAGACUGUAUCUUCCGUAACUGAUGACAAGAAGGUCAUCAAGAAAAUAGUGAAGGAAGGAGAGGGAUAUGAGAAGCCUAAUGAUAGUUAGUCUAAAUCUUCUUGCUUAUUGUUAGUUGAGAGAUGGGGAAUCCAUGGUUAGAUCUUAGCCGAGUCCUUUGUGAGAGAGUUGUAAGACCGUCUUUGGCUGUUAACCUAUCUCACCUGUAAGUUAGAUCCAACCUUUGUUUACCUUCUUUUAUCUAGUCAUGAGUUCGAUUUUUAGACCUUCCUCUUCUUCCUCUACUUCUGACAUCACCGGGAACCGUGUGAUCAACCAAGAAGAAAUUAAUUUUGAAACUGUUAGUAAAGAAAUUGAUAAUUGGCAAAUUCCUAGGAUUGCCCAAAAGGAAAUUUAUGAGCAAAGCAAAUUUAACUUCCUCAAUAAAAUGGAUUAUACCAUCAAAACCGAAGAAAGAGAUAUUCAUCUUUUCAAUGAUUAUGAAACUAUCAAACUUUUGUCUCAAAAUUCUAUUCAACAACACAAAAAGAAGUACAACUAUAUCCAUAUUGGGUUAGUUCAAGUAGGGAUUAAGCCUCUAUCCAAAGAAGGCCUUAAUACUGCUAUUUUAAUGGUUCUACGAGAUUGUCGGUUUCUUGAGUUUAACGACUCUUUAUUUGGAACUGUUGAAUCAAGUCUUUGUAAUGGCCCAAUUUACUUCAAUUGUUUUCCAAACUUUACUGUCUCUCUUCAUGACAAAAAUAUAUUAGAUGUUUUAACCCUACAAAUAAAAACUUUCAACUAUAAAAUCCAACAAGGAUCUUUACCUAUCUCUUUGGUUUACCGCUUACACUAUAAAGCUAUGAAAUCUGCUUUCUCUUCUAAAGCUCUUCAAUAUGGUACAAAAGGAGAAACUAUACUUUGGCAAACUGAUUUAACUCGUACUAACACUGUUACUCCCAAAACUACUAAAUGGGGAGAAGUUACUCUUCCUACAGAAUGGACCCUUGAAGGAGCUACCAUUCCCAGAAGCAUCGACCAUCGUCAGGUUAAUCAAAUUACUCAACAUCUUGAUGGUACUGUUAACAUCUCUUUUGCUAGGAAUUCCAUCUCUAGCAUUUCUGAUAUAGACCCUGAAUUGACAGACGAUGCUCGACAGCGCAUCAAUACUUUUCUUAGAAGCCAAUCUUGUAGAAAUCUUUCUCCCAUACCAACACCCACUCGACAUACCUCCUCUAUACUCCACCACCUCCCACAACUCUUUUUCCCAAUAUAAAUACCUCGAGAACACCAAAUAUGUCUCCUACUGCCUCACAAGCUGCAUUUCCUGAAGAAGAAAUCCCUUCUGCUCUUGAUGUCAUUACACAAGAGUUCAAAAUCAACAAAGAAUUUCUUCGCCAUGAUUUCUAUUCCCAACGAAACCGUUUUAAACGCGAGCAAUUUUUUACUGAUUACUCUAAAGAAGAACGUGUACUUAUACAAAACUCUUUCUAUGAUUAUCUCAAUAAUAUACGAGAACACCAUUCUUUCUUUAAUUGGUUCGAACAAGUCUUUUCUCAAUCUUCGAUAAAUGUUCAAACCAAGC